AUGUCGCAACAAGAUUCCAGCGAGGAUCCUGGACAAUCGUGGCAAUCCCACUUUCACCCACCUUCUCCGCAAGAAACGAGUACCCGCCUCCCAUUGCCACCUGUGCGGCGUCCUCGUGAUGGCUUUGACUUUCGCCGCCCAGUUAGCACUCUUUCGCCUGGGAAUCCAGGGAAUUCAGGGAAUCCAAUUGAUCUGACUAGUGAGCCUGGCUCACCACCUCAGCCAUUUUCACUUCGCAGCCCAGAUCCUCGGACACAUCAUCCAGCACGACCGCCUCGUUUCGGCAGGUCCAUCUUGGCGCCGCCGGAAGUGAUAGACUUGGAUGAUGAAUCCGAUGCUCCUGCACAACCUCCUCCCCGACCUCGCUACACGGCAUUCGGUGAUCGCAUCCCGGAUGGUCUUGACAUUAGUGUCCUCCACCCUGAUGAGCGCCCAUGGGGCAUUUGGCCUCGUUUUGGUGGCUCCUGGGACCAUAUUAUUAACCGUCACAGGCAAUCCGCCCAAAACGCUUCCAUUCCCUCCUCAAAUUUACCAGGCACCAACCGCUUCAACAUGAUACCGCAUCCACCUCUCAGACAACGUCCACGCGGACCCAGACCUGACUUGGAGCCGAUAUACCUUGGCGUGCGACCCGUGGAAACCGUGGUGUUGGAUGCAGGCCCUGAUGAUCUCAUUCUUGACUAUGGAUCUGCGUCUUUUGAUAUGCAACAAAACACUGAACAAGCUGAGACUAGACGACGCGAGUCAUACAGAGCACCCAGUCCGCCACCAGUGGGCUUCACUCGGACCCUUGGAGAUGACGACGUUGCAAUAUGCCCCAAUUGCUCCGGCGAACUCGGGGUCGGCGAUGGACAUAAAGAACAGGUCUGGGUCGCAAAGCCUUGCGGACAUGUUCGUUACUUCAUAACCCUUAUAAAUAUACGGUUGGGCUAA
Messenger RNA from Penicillium longicatenatum, 933 nucleotides. Its product is annotated as putative RING finger domain protein. Lineage: Eukaryota; Fungi; Ascomycota; Eurotiomycetes; Eurotiales; Aspergillaceae. The transcript has a single exon. Gene Ontology annotation, molecular function: ubiquitin-protein transferase activity. Gene Ontology annotation, cellular component: SUMO-targeted ubiquitin ligase complex. The record is from RefSeq and is a predicted model, not a curated record. Bases 1 to 933 code for a protein of 310 amino acids.